AUGAAUGUUAUUAUUGAUUCACAUGAAUUUCUUAAUCUUGUUAUUUCAUUGAUAACUGAUGAAAUCGAUGCUAUUAAAAAUCAAAUAAAUGAACAGUCAUUAUUAUUUAAACAUAAAAUAGUCGAUCCAACAACAAAUAAUUUUCAAUUUUGUUUAGCUACUGAACGUUGUUGUGAAAUCUGUGGUAUGUCAACAAUCAAAACAGAAAUUCAUACAGCUUUACUUAUACAUGUAACAGAUGAAGAAUCUAAAACAGCUAAAAAUAAUUCUUUAACUGAUUUACUUGAAAAUUAUUUUGCAUCUGAAACCAUGGAUGGUUGUUACUGUGACAAUUGUCAAUCAAAUCAAAGGAAACAUAUUAAAUAUAAUCUCGAAAGAUUACCUCGUAUUUUUAUUUUUUAUUUAAAACGAUGGCAUAUAAUAAAAAAUUCUAACGGAGAACUUCAAUCAGUAUCAAAAGAAGAUCAUCCAAUUGAUUGUUCAAUUGAAAUAAAUGUUUAUCCAUUUUGUUCAUCAAAUACUUAUCAACCAUCGAUGAUAAAUUAUUUAGAAGAAUUACCCAAUUUAAAAGAUUUACUUAAACAACGCGAACAAAUUUUACAUAUAAUUGAACCGAAAAGAGCAAAAAUUGAACAGAAUGAAUCCGAAAAAAUGGAAAUAAACGAAGAAGAAAAUAUUAUUGCUACUCAUGCUAAUUAUCGUCUUUUUGCUGUUAUUAAUCAUCAUGGUGGUUCAAGUGACGUUGGUCACUAUACAUCAACAGUAUAUGAUGCUAAAGGUGAUACAUGGUGGACUUUUGAUGAUACAUCAGUUACAUCCUGUACUCAACAACGUGUUUUAAAAGAUUUAGCUCCCGAUGCUUAUGGUGUUAUGUAUAUGCAUAAGUAUGUCAACCAUUUAUGUUAA
Messenger RNA from Rotaria sp. Silwood1, 906 nucleotides. NCBI's taxonomy places the organism in Eukaryota, Metazoa, Rotifera, Eurotatoria, Philodinida, Philodinidae. The record is from the annotation of a GenBank genome assembly.